Molecule: messenger RNA, 7749 nt
Organism: Caenorhabditis angaria
Lineage: Eukaryota; Metazoa; Nematoda; Chromadorea; Rhabditida; Rhabditidae
Source: the annotation of a GenBank genome assembly
AUGUCAUGUUUGAAGUAAGUUUUUUUGAUAAUGAGGAAGCAACUAUUUUGAAGUAUUAGAAUUCCAGCUCACCACAAAGUCUUGUGAAUUUCAAAACUGCUCCCAAUGUGGUUAAAAAACAAUUAUUUGAUGUGAGUUCUUUCCCUGAAAAUCGAAAAUCUGAAAAAAUCUCAUUUUUUAUUGCAGGCUGCUUUAUUUCGUGAUCUUGAUGUUCAACCAUCACUCAACACACAUGAACGUUUACGGAUAAUCGAAUUAACCAGGUUUGUCCUUAUUUUUUUGAAACGUGGAAAAUUGUUUUUCUUUCAGUCUGAAUUUCAAUGAGUUUUAUUGUGGUGGCGAUCCAAGAUUUUGUCCUGAAAAAUCGAUUUUAUAUAAAGUGAGUUUUUGGGGCUGGAUGAAACUUAUUAGUUAGAAUUAGAGUUAUUAAAUCGAGUUGGCUUCUUUUCGUUUUUUCCAGCGUUGUUUUGAAAACAUUUAAAAUAGCAUUCCAAAAUUGUGAUUUGCCUCCGAAAAACGCAGAGAUUUUUAUGAAUCAUCGUGAAUCAUCACUGAGUCAAGUAAUACGUAGUUCCAAAAAAUGUGACUAUUUAGCACGUCAUUACUUUUUUCUAUGUAUAAAUGUUUGACGAUGAUUAACAGGUGAAAAAUGACCGUAAAUAAACCGGGGAAUUUCAAAAUUAAUAAAAAAAAACUACAGGGUAAUCGAUUACUGGAAAAAUACAUGGAUGAUAUGCUGGAAAUUCAAAAAACCCACGACGUCGAAUCAGUUCAAGUGCGAAUUUUCUACUGUGCCUUAAAACUUGGUCAUAUUUGCCUAUUAGGACAGGAUUGGGGUCGAUCAUUGUCAGCAUAUCAACGAGCGUUUUGUACGAAUCAAGAUUUAUUUUGGAAGGAGCCAGCCAAUUAUUUUGGACUUGGUUUGGUUUAUUUUCAUUACAAGGAAUAUAAAUUGUAAGUGAAACCUGGAUUUGAAGGAUUACGUUCAAUAAAUGUGCGAAUUUCAGGGCAGCUGAAGCAUUCUCAAAAUUAUUAUACUCAUUUCCUUGUGGAUCACACGCCCUUGACGCCAAAGCAAGAUUAGCUGUUUGCUUUCAUAAUAUUGAUGAUCUACCAAAUUCACUGAAAUUCUAUGAACAAGCACUGAUGGAUAUUACUGAAACACCAUUUAUGAAUAAAUUGACGUUGAGAUUCAACAUUGCAUUGAGUUAUGAGAACAACAAUGCGUUGAUCAAAGCUGAACUUGAAUAUAAAAAAGUGUUGGCAGAUUUGGAGAAAACUGUAAAAGAUCAAGGUGGACAACCAACGCCGGAUCAAGUCAAGCUUCAAGCUGCGAUUCAUCGUCAACUUGGUUGGAUUGAAUAUCGUAGAAGUUAUGUAGACGAAAAUGAGAAAGCUAAACAUUUGGAAGCGGCUGAAAAAUACUUGAGUCAAUCACAACAAAUUGAGAGUACUGAUGGAAGAAGUUAUUAUUAUCUUGGAAGAUGUCAUGGAGAAGUUGAUGCUAAUGUGAGUGAAACCAUAGAGAAAAAGGGUCAUAUAAAUUGUUUUCUUAGAAAACUAGUAAACAUGUAAUAGGAAUCAUUUAAAACGAAAAUUUUGAAAAUGUUUUCUAGAUUAAAUGAAAGGAAAAUCUGAUCUCAAAUAGGAAAAAGUUACUACUUUGAAGCUCCCAUCUUUAUUUCAACAUGCGUUCUCAAAACAAAAGCGCUUUUACACUUUUCAUAUUUUGAAAAUAAUCGAAAAUUUUUCUGAUCAAUAUCAACAAAUUUUUCAAAUAAACAAUGCUGAAAAAUAAUUAUAGGCUAACUGAAAUUAGAAUGAUUUUUUUAAUCAUGUUGAAUGAUUUUUCAAGAUAUUGUAAGCUUGGAAAUCAAUGUGCCCCUGUCAAAAACACUAUCUGAAAUUAUUUUUCCCCAAACUUGUAUCAAAAACUCACUUUCACUAUUUUUCAGGCUCAUGAAGCAUUUGUCAACUAUCGUCAAUCAAUCGACAAAAGUGAAGCGAAUGCUGACACUUGGUGCUCAAUUGGUGCAUUAUACCAAAAACAAACUCAGCCAAUGGAUGCCCUACAGGUAAGAAAAAUGAGAAGAACAAGAAAAUGAACGUCGUUCUUUUUUUUAAUAUCAAACAAAAAGAUAGAAAGUGUAUAGUGAGGAAAAAAAGAAAUGAUUGAUAUCUUUCAAAAGAGCAACAACGGAAAAAAUCAAUCAGCCCCCACCAAAAAAACUGUAUAUACAUUGUGUAAUUCUCCAUUAUUGCAAAAAAUGAGAAAGCCACAAAAAAAUAACGUAAUGUUUGUUUUUGCCCCCCAUCAAAUUAUUCAAUGUGAAUGUUAAUGAUUUUUUGUUGAGAAAAUUUCACGAAAAAAUAAUUUUUGGAUAAUUUCAAUAGGAAAAUCGCGAAAAUAAAAGUUUUUUAGACAAUAUAGAGAAUUUUUCUGGAAAAAAACUUUUAAAGAAUUGUGAGGCGAAUUUUAGAGCUUCAACAUUCUGAAAAUCAAACUGGCUCAAGAAACACAAGUAUUUUUUCUAAAAAACCUCGCGUCAAAAAAAAAUCAUAAAAAUAUUCAGGCUUUCAUUUGUGCUGUCGAAUUGGAUCCCGAACAUUCAGCCGCUUGGACAGAUCUUGGAGAGCUCUACGAAAAAAAUGCACAAUUUCACGAUGCUCUAGAAUGUUAUAAAAAAGCUGUGAAAUAUAAUCCAAGUGAGUUCAAAAAUUAUGAAAACCCUCAAAGCUGACUAGAAAUUAUAUAUUACUCAUAAUCAUAAUCUGUUUGCACUUUUCUUUUUAGCUUCUCACAUGUAUGAAUAAUAUUUUAAUGAUUAGCUUGAUUAACUUCCUUCUCCUCAUUCUCUUUUUCUUUUUCUUUUCUUCUUCAUUUUUCAUAUUAUUUUUGGGGCUUAUCAUUUUUCAACCAAAAAUCAACUCUUUUUCUUUUCCAUUUAGUCUUCUUCUUCUUCUUAUUUUGUCACGUUUGUUUUUCGCCAAAAAUGAGUCAGAAUUGGGCCAGUUUUUAAGACUAGUUUUGUCACUUGGUGGUCUAGACAACAUUUGACAUUGUAUCUUACUUUUUUCUUGGGAAUUUUGGACUUUAAUUAAGUUGAACACGCUAGGCAUUUUUUCUUUGGCUUGAUUAAAAACGUAAAGUUAUAUUUGUUUGCUCUAGAAUAGAUCUGAGAAUGUUCAGGUUUCUUGGCAAAUUUUUCUGACAGGGAAUUGAGACAGAAUUUUAGAACUUCAACUUUGAGAGUUCAUAAAGUGUAAUUUACUACCCAAAAAAAUUCGCGCAUUUUUUGAGACCUGACACGAUUGUGGCCAAAAAGUCGACGAAAUUAACGCAAAAAAAUUAUUUUUGAUCUACCCCAAAAACUUUUGAAACAUUUGAGGUCUGGCGAUUUGGGGUAGUUAAUUACACACCGUGAGUUCGGAUCCUCUAACUUUGAACCCCUCAAUCUUCUAGCAAUUUAGCUUAAUUUCAAUUAAAAAAAAGAUGGGAUAUAUAAUUUUUUUGAAAUUGUCUUAACCCCGUGUGGUUUUUGCUGUUCUCUAAAUUGCCCCGUUCUCAUUCAUUCAUCCAGUGGUCAGUCAGCUGCGUGCCUUUUUUCAAUUUUCUUCACCUCUUCGUCUCUGGUCAUUGGCUAACUCUCUCUCACCCCUCUUCCUUCUCUAUUUUUAUUCGUAUAUGCUGGUCAGUGUCCCCCAUUCGGUUAUGUGUGUGUGCGACCGACUGGCCAAUAGUUUUUCUCUAGCAUCUCCUCAAUGCGCCCACUGUCUUGCAGGAGAAAAAAGUGGCGUCUCUUCGUUUGACGCACUAUUUUAUCGUUUUUACGCAGCAUUUUUCUUUGCCUCUAUGUUUUUUUGUGUGUAUUCUGUGCCCUACACUCGUCUCUCGCGUUUUUUUUCUUUUCAUCACGUACAUUGCGAUCAAUUUUUUUUGCUGCUUGCGCCUACGAUUAUCACUUUUACUUUUUUUGCAAAAAAAAAUCUGAAAAAUUAGCAUGCCCCCAGAAAAAAAGUUUAGCCGCUGUGCGACCAGCAGGCUGACUUAAACAAUAUUUUUCUUGCCUCAUUUUUUCUGAAGACCUUUUUUUUAGAUAAAAUGAUUCAUUUUUCCAGGUGCCCCAGAGCCGUUAAAAUCGCGUAUAAUAGUUCUUGAAAAAGAGCUAGCGCUACCUGUACCAGCACGUCCACCAACCGCAACAACAGCCACAAAUAGCACCACAGCUCCAACAAAUUCAAACAAUAAGUGAGUUUAGCUUUGAGGGAUAGUAAAAUUCCAAAAGAAAAAAAUUCUGACGAAAAAAAUAAUUUCCCCGUUUGCUUAAAGUGCAUUUGAACUUUAUGUUUUUGCAAGUCUCUUGAGAGAGAACAAAUCCAAAAAUUACAAAUUUAUAUAUAUAUUAUAUAUAUAUAUUUUGAUGUACGUGAUAAAAAUUGCAUAACGAAGGUCGUUCAAUUUUUGAUUUUACAACCAUCGCAGCCAUUUUUUUGCCUUACUUACCCGGGCAAUGCCAUCCAUCCGUUCUCGCUUAUCUUCCUUCUCACACACAGCAAAAUUUACGUUAUCAGAAUUUUUUUUCGAACGGGACGGUUUUUUUCACUUGAUAACUGAUUUUUUACCGCACAAAUUGAGAUAGGAGUUAUGUGAGUCAUUUUUUGAUUGAAUCAAAAAUUAUUUCCCAGGCUCCCAUUUUAUCAGAAUUUCGUAUGAGUAGGGAUUUUAUAUUUUCAACAAUGAAGUGCCACAAAAAUAUCUAGAAACACUAUCCCAAAAAUAUCAAAACCGGCUACGAUUUACCCCAUUUCUUUUAAAACAAGUAGAACAAUCUAGAUGGCCUUGAUCAACUUUUUUGUUUUUCAAUUUUUCAAAACUACAAACAAAAAAAUAUAUAAAUAUUUUUGCAGACCAUUACCACCACUAAAAGAAGCCUGGACUCAACCGAUACCAUCUGAGCUUCGUCAACGACAGGACGAAUUUUGUAGGGUGAGAUAAUUUAUUGGAGUUUUUUAUUCCUCUUUGUCGGCUCGUUCUUUUUUGAAUACACAAAAGGCGUGUCUUCCCUUAAUGAAUCAUAGUGUUCGCGUUCUUCUUUUGAAAAUAGAAAUGUGUACGCAACGCGCUUUAACUAUGCAAUUUCAAGGUUAGAUUAGUUGUUGCGUAAAAACAUUUCGUGUUUUGAAUAAAAAAGUGAGAGAGAAAACUUUUUCGAAAGUGAUCAAUCUUGCAACACUAGGUCAGUCGUUUUUUGUCUGCCCAAAUGUACAAUAAAAUCAGGGCGACGAAAAAUGAAAAUUAGCGAAUCGUUUUGAUUUGAUUUGAUGUCUGUGUGGGUGUAAGAAUUAUUUUGUUGUUAUCAUAAUAAUAAUAAUUUUUUUAUAAAUAGCAUGUUUUUGCGAUAGCCAAGAAUGUGCACUUUUAGUUUUUUCAUGUUCAAAUCAAAAUAGAGAUUUUUCAGGUAAAAGAGCAAAAAUAUCGAGACGGUAGUGCAAUUUGGAGGAUGGGUGAUUUGGCGGCGCCAGUUGGAGAACAGGAAAAAGUGGUGCUCCAACCACUCACUGAUUUACAAUUUCAAGUUUAUCAAUUAUUAGAUGCCAACAAAGGAUAUAUUGAAGGAGAGGAGAAGGAAGUCUAUGAGCAACUUGAAACAAAAGCAAGAAUGUUUCAAAGAAACAUCAAUGACAAUCUAGUUUGCCCCAAAACAUCUCCAUGGCCACAAGUUACAGAAGCUGAUGUCAUUUCAUUACGGGAGAAGAAAAAGUUAACAGCACAUCUGGAUGUUGUGAAAAAAGAGGAGACUGAAGAAGAUAUCAAAUUAUUCGCCAAACCUCUUUCGGAUCUACCAUCAAGUUUUAGUUUACUUGCUCCAAUUAAUGUUCCUUAUGAUGUUACUUCGCAGGAAAUUUUAACUAUGUCUGCGAAAAGAAUAGCAAAAACUGCAGAUUAUAAGCCAGUUUUUGAUGAGGAUGUUCCUGCUCCAAAUCCACCACUUCCCCCAGAAGUUGAUGAAGAAGUUUUGGUAAGUUUAACAAACCUAUGAAUUUUCAAAAAAACGUUUUGUUUCAGCGUGAUCGUUCAAAACUUUUACGCCCAACUGCUCUACUAAAUGUUGAAUCGAGAAAUGAUGCACAAUCUUUGGAACUUCAACGAUAUCUAGAGAAUGCUCCAAUUGCUCUUAUUCGCAAUUUGACUUCUGUACUAAAGAUGGAUUUAUCUCUGUUUUCUACAAAGACACUUCUCGAAAAUGCCGGUUCUGAUGAGAUGGAAGUUCGAACACAAUAUCGUAUGCCAUCCGAUGUUAAUGUUGAUCAUUCCGGACAUCCAACUUGGGAAUGUAAAAGUACACCAACAUUUACUACGAUUGCAAAAUAUGCACAAUAUCAAGCUGAAACUUUCCAACAUUCACUGAAAGGUAUGUUUUGAAACAAGUUCUUCUAAAACAAAAUUAUUUUGUUGCAGAAGAAGCUGAAAAACUGCGACAGGCUGGAUCGAAAUAUGCGCAGCAAAUGACUGAUGGACAUGGUGGAAAACGGAAGAAAAUUUCGGAAAAGGACGAGCAACGCGUUUCAAUGAAAACCAUCAAAUUCGGCACAAAUGUUGAUCUUUCGGAUGAAACAAAAUGGAAAGCACAAAUCCAGGAAAUUUCCAAAAUGCCACCUUUUUGUCGAAUAAUUGCUGGUGGAAAUAUGCUUUCUCAUCUUGGUCAUCAAAUCCUUGGAAUGAAUACGGUUCAAUUAUAUAUGAAGGUGCCUGGAUCAAGAACUCCAGCCCAUCAAGAGAACAAUUCAUUCGCCUCGAUCAAUAUUAAUAUUGGGCCUGGAGAUUGCGAAUGGUUCGGUUGUCCGUAUGAAUAUUGGGGAGUUGUUGAAGCUCUUUGUAGAAAGUGAGUUUUUUAUGAUUCGAGUUUUGAAGAGACAAAAAUUCAACACCUAACUUUCUAUUAAAUUCAUUGAUAUAAACAUUUUUUUCAGAAAUGGUGUGAACUUCCUCACCGGAUCUUAUUGGCCAAACAUCGAAGAAUUACUCGAUGCAAAUGUUCCAGUGUAUCGUUUCACACAAAAAGCCGGUGAUAUGGUUUGGGUUGGUGGUGGAUGUGUGCAUUGGGUGCAGGCUACCGGUUGGUGCAAUAAUAUCGCCUGGAAUGUUGCUCCAUUGAAUUAUUCACAAUUGUCAAUGGCGAUCAGAAGUUAUGAAUGGAACAAGUUGAGCGAGUAUAAAUCUUUGGUACCGAUGCAACAUCUUGCUUGGCAACUUGCGAAAAAUGUGCUUUUCACAAAUCAAGCACUUUAUGCAUUGGUUCGAGGUAUAUUGAUUAGAUCGCUAUCAUUCUCACAAAUUGUUGCCGAUUUUGCGAUUGCAAAUGGGAAACAAUUGAGACAACAUCCACGAACCAAGGAUGAAGUUGCACAUUAUUGCUCCGGAUGCUCCGUAAGUUGUUUUAAAAUAUUAAUUUUCUAAUUAUGAAACUGUUUUUCAAAUCAAUCAAUAAAAUAUUAUAUUUCAGAUCGAAGUCUUCAACAUUUUAUUCGUCAAAGAACGCAAUAGCAAAUUCACAGUAUACUGUGUAUAUUGUGCUAAAAAGUAAGUUUUUCAUUUCUCAACUCGUUUGCAAAAUCAAACCUAUCAUUUUUUGCAGAGGCGGAUUGGAAGAUGUUCUUGUGCUUCAACAAUAUUUGAUGCCAGAGCUCACCGAGAUUUUCGAUGGAAUGGUUUUGAAUCCAGCACUCAAAAACUCAUUGGCUCAAUAA